CCUUUUUUACUCCCUUCCUCCCCCCCCCCUCUCUCUCUCUCUCUCUCUGUGAAUCCAAAGCCACCGAUUCAGAUUCCCACACCGUCUUUCCUUCCUGCUUGCUCUACUCGCCGGGUCAACUCGCUUCUCCAUUUUUAGUAAAUACCAUUCAGCUUGAUCACUCAAUUUCACGGUGAGUUCUUCGCAUUUUAUCUAAUUCUUUACAUAGCUCAACAAAGGAAGCUACUUCGCUCUCUGGGUAGCUGUGGAUUUGGUGGAAUUUUGUGUUUUGCUUGUUAGUUGGUAAUUGGGUUUGAUUUCAUGAAGUUAGGUGAUGAAAAUUUGUUGUUAUAUGGGUCCCGAGUGAUUUUUACAUUUUGGUCUUCGAUGAAUCUGAGGGAAUUUUUUAAGAUCACAAGUGGGAUAAUCAUACUAGUUCUGUAUUAAGCUUUUAAGCCUAGUAGAGAAUCCGACAGAGAUUUCAAGUUGGGAGCAGCGGGGGUUAGUUAGGGUUUCGUUUUCCAAUGGCGGCAUCUGUGAAUGAGAAUUCAGGCUCUAAGGAUGGCAUUGGGAAUUUGGUAGCUGCGACGAAAUCAUUGAAACUAAGCUUAGAGAAGUCAAAGGCAUUAGGGUUAGCGCUUAAGAAAGCAGGGCCUAGAUUAGAUGAGAUUAACCAGAGAUUGCCUUCUCUGGAGGCUGCAGUGCGCCCAAUCCUUGCAGAUAAGGAUGCACUUGUAGCUGUUGGUGGUCACAUUAACCGUGCGGUGGGGCCUGCCGCAGCAGUGCUAAAGGUUUUUGAUGCAGUUCACGGACUUGAAAAGUCAUUGUUGUCUAAUCCGCAGAAUGAUCUACCUGGCUAUUUAUCAGUUAUAAAGCGUCUAGAGGAGGCAUUGAGGUUUUUACGGGAUAAUUGUGGAUUGGCAAUUCAGUGGUUGGAGGAUAUAGUGGAGUAUCUGGAGGAAAAUACAGUUGCAGAUGAACGAUACCUUUUGAAUAUGAAGAAGUUAUUGAAGUGUCUUAGGGAUUUUGGAAAUAAGGAACAAAGACAGUGCCUUGAUGGUGGGCUUUUAGAUACUGCGUUGGAUAAAUUGGAGAGUGAGUUUCAGCGACUCUUGAUGGAACAUACUGUGCCGCUUCCAAUGUCUUCUUCAUUAUCACUGGGUGAGCAGGCAUGCAUUGCACCAUCCCCUUUGCCAGUUACUGUCAUCCCAAAGUUGCAGGCAAUUCUGGGAAGAUUAGUUGCUAACAAUAGACUGGAGAAAUGCAUAUCCGUUUAUGUUGAAGUUCGAAGCUCGAAUGUAAGAGCGAGUUUGCAGGCACUUGAUUUGGAUUACCUAGAGAUAUCAGUAUCUGAAUUUAAUGAUGUGCAGAGCAUAGAGGCGUACGUAUCCAAGUGGGGGAAGCAUUUGGAGUUUGCAGUGAAGCAUUUGCUGGAGGCUGAGUACAAGCUUUGCAGUGACGUAUUUGAGAGGGUUGGAGUUAACGUAUGGAUGGGUUGCUUUGCUAAGAUAGGUUCACAGGCAGGUAUGCUUGCAUUUCUUCAAUUUGGGAAGACGGUUACAGAGAGUAAAAAAGACCCGAUCAAACUAUUGAAAUUGCUUGAUAUAUUUUCUUCUCUGAACAAAUUGAGACUAGAUUUCAACCGGCUUUUUGGUGGAGCAGCUUGCCUCAAAAUCCAAGACCUAACAAGGGAGCUCAUUAAGAGGGUGAUUGAUGGGGCAGCUGAGAUUUUCUGGGAGCUAUUGGUUCAAGUGGAGUUACAGAGGCAAAUAGCUCCUCCUCCAGAUGGAGGUGUCCCUAGAUUGGUAAGCUUUAUAACUGAAUACUGUAAUAAACUACUCGGGGAUGAUUAUAAGCCAAUCCUUACCCAGGUUCUGGUCAUUCACCGAAGUUGGAAACACGAGAAGUUUCAAGAGAGACUCCUCAUUACUGAGAUGUUGAAUAUCAUUAAAGCUGUUGAGCUGAAUUUGGAGACAUGGAUAAAGGCUUAUGAAGAUACUACGUUAUCCAACUUUUUUGGUAUGAACAACCACUGGCAUUUAUAUAGGCACUUGAAGGGAACCAAGCUUGGUGAUCUCUUGGGGGAUUCAAGGCUAAAAGAACAUGAACAGUACAAGGACUACCAUGUCGCAAUUUUCUUGAGAGACAGCUGGGGAAAGCUUCCGGGUCAUUUAAGCCGAGAAGGCCUAAUUUUAUUUUCUGGUGGGCGGGCCACUGCUCGUGAUCUUGUCAAAAAGAGGCUGAAGACAUUCAAUGAAACUUUUGAUAACAUGUAUAAGCAGCAGUCAAACUGGAUUGUGUCGGAGAGAGAUCUCCGGGAGAAGACUUGCCAGCUUAUAAUUCAGGCCGUAGUGCCUGUUUAUCGAAGCUUUAUGCAGAACUACGGACCGUUGGUUGAGCAAGAUGCAAGCUCCAAUAAAUAUGUGAAAUACUCGGUGCAGACUUUGGAGCAAAUGCUUCUCUCUCUUUUCCAGCCAAAGCUGGGAAGAUACGGUAGUUUGAUAGUGAGGGAUUCUAGUGGGAAGUUGAACAAUGGGGUAGCGGACCUUCGUCGUACUACCUCUGCUGUUGUGUGAGUGAUUAUCCUGUCAUCGACAGUUUUCGUGGUUAACCCAAAAAGAACUUAGAACCGGUUACCACAUAUUGACGUCAACCUCACCAUUAUUUGGCAGUUAGUUAUUUAUCGGUGAACAUACAUCCUUUCUCUGUCCUUAUACAUGGGUACUGGAGUUGCUUGAAACACAAUCAUUCCUGGAAAUUCUAUACUAGCUCAAUUGGCUUGAUGGUUCAGCAGCAGCAGCACAGACGGAGAUCAAAGUGCAGCAGCCGUUGGGAUAUGAACAUUCUGGACUGAUGGACAAUGCAUCGCAUCGAGUUAUAUGUAGUCCUAUUAUUAUUUGGUUACUAGAUGGGUGUAGAGACUAGCGAUGAUUAUAGCAUCAAUUCAUCAGGACUAUCCGAAAUGGGUCAUAAAUGUUGGAGAUGCUCUUCUUUUUUUGUAUGUUGGUUGGAGUAUCACAGCUACCAAAGUUAUUGUAAGCAAUGGAAUAUGGGUUUAUCUCUGCACUCUCUGUUCAUGUCUUCCUAUCUUGAGAGGGAGAAAUAUGAAGGAAAAAAAAUAAAAUGGAUCAGAGAUGUUGAUAAGCAUACACAAUGGUGGUUUAUACUUAUAUGGGAUGAUACAGAAUUGAAUAUGAUUGAGAGAGAAAGAUUGGGUGGGGAGUGGGGAUUGACUAAGAUAAGGUAUCUUUCUGCUCUGGGGCGGCUAUGAUGUGACAUUAUUAUUAUGUAAAAACUUCAAACCGCACAUGCAUAAACAGAGCGUGAAUUGAUUUCUGUUCUUUGAAAAAUCCAAAUAAUUUCAGCUUAAAAUUUUAUUA
Messenger RNA from Tripterygium wilfordii, 3359 nucleotides. Its product is annotated as exocyst complex component EXO70A1-like. The transcript has a single exon. Gene Ontology annotation, molecular function: phosphatidylinositol-4,5-bisphosphate binding. Bases 504 to 2555 code for a protein of 683 amino acids. The record is from RefSeq and is a predicted model, not a curated record. Lineage: Eukaryota; Viridiplantae; Streptophyta; Magnoliopsida; Celastrales; Celastraceae. Gene Ontology annotation, biological process: exocytosis. Gene Ontology annotation, cellular component: exocyst.